AUGGGCAGCGCCGAGGACAGGAUGGUGCUCGAAUCUCCUGCGUGGUUCAAGGGGAUCAAGCGCAAGGCCGAGGGCGAGGAGGGCAACACCACCCAGGACGGCAAGGACGGCAAGGGCGGCAAGGACGGCGGCAAGGACAAGGCCAAGACGCUCAAGCAGGGCGGCGGCGCGCCGAUGAAGCUCAUCACACUCAUCGCACAGCUUCUCAUGAGCGUCACCCGCGAGGUGGCCGAAAUCUCGUCGACGGUGUUCGUGCGCUACGUCAUUCUCGCUGGCGGCGGGCUCGCGUCGGCCCUCAUCAUGACGGGGAAGUCUUACGACCAAGAGAGCCAGCGCCUCCGCCAGCGCAAGCAGAAAGGAGAAGAAGUAGAUUUCAAAGCCCGCGGCCCACCACACAUCCAGAUCGCAGCGGCAGCAGCCUGGUACGGGGCCGAUCGGACCAUCGCCAUCGGGGAAGAGCAGCAAAUGAAGGAGGAAGAAAUCAACAAGCAGAAGUUCAUCAGCCUGUGGCAGAACUACGUGAAAGGAGCCUCGGUCGCCUUGAUGUCACGCUCCGUCCCGUAUUUCCGCCUCAAGCUUCAGAAGAAACCAGAGGGCGAACCGCAGAAGGCCACGCUUCUGAUGAGUUUCUCGUGGGAGACUCCGCUGGGGAAGGCCAUGGGGGAGGCAAUGGAGGAGCUUCUGAGCCUCGAGGGAGCGAGUUAUCUUCCAGGGCCGGCCCCGAAGGGGCCAUUAGAGCGCGAGAUCAGCAAACUGAUAGGCAACGGCGCAUGA
Molecule: messenger RNA, 774 nt
Organism: Prorocentrum cordatum
Lineage: Eukaryota; Dinophyceae; Prorocentrales; Prorocentraceae
Source: the annotation of a GenBank genome assembly